CCGGGUUUAACAGCAACAUGGCAGCGCCCUUAACUCUCCACCUGGAGUUUGGAGGAGGAGCUGAACUUCUGUUUGAUGGAGUCAAGAAUCAUCAUGUGACACUCCCCGGCCAAUCAGAUCCCUGGGACAUGAAGCAGCUGCUGGCGUGGAUCCGAGGAAACAUGCUGAAGGAGCGCCCCGAGCUCUUUAUGCAGGGCGACACUGUUAGACCAGGUAUUCUUGUAUUGAUUAACGACGCAGACUGGGAACUGAUGGGAGAAUUAGAGUACCAGCUUCAGGACCAGGAUAAUGUUGUCUUUAUCUCCACACUUCAUGGAGGUUAACUGACUCUUAAAAAAGCACCACCGCACCCACAGGAGCCCCUGCACCCUUCAAAAGGUCAAAUAUCAAAUGAUCCAUCAAAAAUGGCUGUGUUUGCUGAUUUCAAUUCUGACAUUGGACUUCUCGACCAAUCCUGUAAAAAGACGCUGAUUAUUUUGGUUUUAAAUCCAAUCAAAUGUAACUUCAUCGGGCUGCGGGGUGAACUGUUCACUGGCCCCUGCACCUUACAGGAGUAUGGUGGGGUUAGGAUGGGAGAAUGUGCUCAUUAGGAAGGUCACACAGUCUAGCCACUGUCCAGAUGGAUUCUCUGGAGACACGGUGGAACGGUUGCCCCAUGUCAAAUGGCACAGUUAUAAUUUUCAAUAGUUUUUUUGUUUUCAAUGCCUUAAUAGUCAUACAUUUUUGGAUGCUAUGUAAGCCUAUGCUUAUUUAUUUUAAUCAAUAAAUAUUUUGUCAUUUAUAUAUUUAUUUUUUUACUCAAUACAUUUCG
Molecule: messenger RNA, 811 nt
Organism: Xyrauchen texanus (razorback sucker)
Lineage: Eukaryota; Metazoa; Chordata; Actinopteri; Cypriniformes; Catostomidae
Product: ubiquitin-related modifier 1-like
Exons: 5
Coding region: 18-323 (101 amino acids)
Biological process (GO): protein urmylation; tRNA thio-modification
Cellular component (GO): cytoplasm; nucleus
Molecular function (GO): protein tag activity
Source: RefSeq, a predicted model, not a curated record